AUGACGGUGUGCCAGGUACAGCGAAGGCUGUCCCAGCGCAUCGUCCGCGCGUACAGGACGGUGUCGCAUGACGCGACGACGGUGUUGGCGGACGUGCCGUCCGCGGACAUCCUCGCGAGAGGACGGGCCGAGGUGUACCGAUGGGUCGCCGUGGCCCGUCUAGAGGGGCGUGUAUUAGCGCACCGUGAGAUCGAGGCCUACAAAACGAUGGCACAAAAAUGGGUGUUCGCGGAGUGGCGCGCCCGCUUGGAAAAAGCAGAACACGGGGCCUGGACCGUUGGGGCCGUCAGGCCGUGCCUCGAGGAGUGGGCUGGUAGAAGGUGGGGCGGACUCACCUACCAGCUCACGCAGGUGCUCACCGGACACGGAUGUUUCGGUGAGUACCUGCACCGUAUAUUGAAGGAGCGCAGCCCACACUGCCACCAUUGUGACGCGGACGUGAACACCGCGCGGCAUACCCUUGUGGAGUGGGAUGUGGAGCGCG
This is a messenger RNA of Mycetomoellerius zeteki, 484 nucleotides long. RefSeq lists its product as uncharacterized. The annotation marks the transcript as partial. The transcript has a single exon. The record is from RefSeq and is a predicted model, not a curated record. Lineage: Eukaryota; Metazoa; Arthropoda; Insecta; Hymenoptera; Formicidae.